Messenger RNA from Amyelois transitella, 4380 nucleotides. It is a transcript of the gene Mk, whose product is annotated as mevalonate kinase. The record is from RefSeq and is a predicted model, not a curated record. Gene Ontology annotation, biological process: isoprenoid biosynthetic process; cholesterol biosynthetic process. Bases 1 to 1224 code for a protein of 407 amino acids. NCBI's taxonomy places the organism in Eukaryota, Metazoa, Arthropoda, Insecta, Lepidoptera, Pyralidae. The transcript is spliced from 6 exons. Gene Ontology annotation, cellular component: cytoplasm. Gene Ontology annotation, molecular function: mevalonate kinase activity; ATP binding.
AUGUUUGGAAUAGACACGUAUACGGUGAGCGUUUCGGCGCCGGGGAAGGUGAUUUUGCACGGAGAACAUUCCGUUGUCUAUGGCAAGACGGCCAUUGCUGUUAGUUUGGGGCUAAGGAGCUCGAUCGUCAUAAAGGAGGUGAAUUUGAUGGGAGAGCCAGCGGUCCACAUCCAUCUGCCAUGCGUGGAUCUCCAAGAGGUCAUACCUCUAAAACCCACCAUCCAGGCGCUCUUCGACCCCCAACUCUCCCCGAGCGUGAGCGGCAAAUUCUCAUGGAGAAUACCGGACAAACUCGACCACGACACGCACUUGAGGAAAGUCGACGAGUUCCUCCACCACAUCCGCCCCAACUUCGACAGCUUACCAGGAAACCAGAAGAACUCCUUAAGGAGUUUCCUAUACGUCUUCUCCGGUAUCUUCGGCAGUACGAAACUGCAGGUUAAAUCCAUGGACAUUUCAAUGGGUUCCGAGUUGACGAUUGGAGCGGGGACUGGCUCUUCGGCCUCGUUCGCCGUCUGCUUGACCGGGGCGCUGAUAAGGCUGGUGAAAUUGAAGAGUUCUAGUUACGAGUUCUACGAUCAGAGUGAAGAGUUUACGAUGAAAGAGAAGGAGAUAAUAUCGGCGUGGGCGUUCAAUUGCGAGAGGAUUAUGCAUGGGACGCCGUCGGGCAUAGACAACGCGACAUGCACGUUCGGGUCUUUGGUAUCUUUCAAGAAGGGCGAGAAACCCCGCUUCGUGGACAUCCGACUGAACCUGAAGAUCCUCCUGGUGGAUUCCCGGGUGACCCGCGAGACCAGGGCCCUGGUGGUGAAGGUGGCCACGUUGAGGCAACAGAAUCGUGACACGGUGGACAGUAUACUGGCGGCGAUGGACACCAUAGCGCUGACUGCUACGCAGGUUUUGGAGAAAAUCAGUAGUGGCAAAUGUGAAGCUGACACCGAUUUUGAUUAUCAACAUUUGGCCGACCUAUGGGACAUGAACCACUGCCUGCUAGCCGCCCUGGGGGUGUCCCACCCGGCGCUGGAGACGAUCAGGUCGGCUGCCAGAGCGAAGAACUUGGCGUGCAAGCUCACCGGAGCGGGCGGUGGAGGAUACGCCAUGGUUCUCAUCCCACCUUCCACGCCACGAUCUACUGUCGACUCUUUAUCAGGACAACUCCUGGAACUUGGCUUCAGAGUGACCGAGACGAGACUGGGAGGCCCCGGGAUAACCCUGGAGAUGUGACGUCACACCCAAGAGGAAGUUAGGAACGCCAUCCCGCUAUCGGAAAUAGUGAGAAACUCUGAGAAAAUAGUGGGAAACGAUGAGAAAGUAAUGAGAAAUAGUGUGAUGAGAUCUGAAAGCGUGGGUGAUGAUAGUGAAUGUGCAACGAGUAAUUCUGAUGCAAAUGAAGUUAAUUGUUUUCAAUCACAAGUUUUGAACAAUCCUACUUAUUCAGUAUCCGUGAAUAAUUGUUUACCAAGAUCUGAAGAAACUGAUGCUAUAAAUAUAGCGAGAAACGUAGAUUCAUGUAUACCAAUAGAUGCCACAAUGUAUUCAGAGAAAUCAAUAAAGCAAAUAUUCCAAAAUAAACAUGUAGAACAAGAAACUAAUUUAUAUGUAGACCUGGACCUGACAAAUUCUUCAAAAUGUGCGACGACGAGAAACAUGUCGACAAUAGUGAGAAACGCUAUGCCCAACUCAGGAAUAAAAUACAAUUCAGUUUCUGAAAUAAUUACAACGUAUUCCGAAAACAUAUCAACAUCAUUAACUCAUACUAAAUCGUGUAAGGAUUUUGAGACUGAAAAUACAAUAAUGGCUUCAAUCAAUGAAAACAUUUUUAAAUCAAAUAAAGACAUACCUCAUAAUUUUAUACCAGAAAAUAGGAGUGAAAAUCUCGCAUCAAAUAUAUCAGACUUGAAAAAUGUUCCGAAAUCGAAUGGCGAUUUUGAAAAUGGAAGUGCAAGUUUUAGUGACGUGAAUGCGCCCGUUAUGAAUUUAAAAAGAAUAAAUAGUUUAAAUUUGGAAUCGUCGGAUGAUUCAAGCCCAGUUGCGAAACGGUAUCGGCCGAGGUAACACGCAAAAUGGACCGUGACACUCUGUGAUAUGUGGAUUUUUUUUGUGUUAUUUCAAAAUGGCUGCUGUGUGGAUUAUUGUUUACGAUUACUAACGGAGCUUGUCCAAUUUUUGUGUGAAAAGAAUAUUGCUUCUGAACUUUUUUUUUGUAUAACAAGAAAAAUAUCGAAGAUAUUUAUUUUUGAUAUUUUAAUAUGGAGAAUUCUUAUUAAAUAAUUAUAAUGACAAGAUCUUAAAGUAUAUUAUAUGCAAAAACAGAGCAAAUCAACCCAACCACCAAUAUACUUAACAUAUUGUUAUUUCAUGUAUUUGUUAUGUGUUUGUCAAUAUAAUAAGUUACAAAUGUACAUUUCAAAAAUCCGAAAUGCCUAUUUGACAACUUAUUUUUGGCCACCAAAAAUAUUGAAAUAAGAAUAACGAUGAAUUUACAAACAAUCGGGCGUUGAAUAUACAAACCAUGUUAAACUGUCUGCAGUUGUGGUGUAAAAAUCUUGAGACUAAGAGAUAACACAUCCAAAUUUCCGUAUUUAGACAAGUCAUAGAAGGUUGUAUUGAAUGUUUGGUUCCAAAUAGAGUGCGCAUAAAUUUAUUUAAUGAACUUUUAAUCUUAAUCCGGUGAAGUAAUUAUUAAUUUUCUUUUGAGUUUAAAUAUUAAUUGAAAGAUGUCUUUUUUCGGGUCCAAAAAAAACCACCUUAACAUUUCUAUAAUAUUUUUUUCACAUUUACACAAAAAAAAUUACAUUCUUUUUCAACAGCUGUAAUUUUUGACCAAUGCUCUUCUAUGACUGAGCUAAAUGCGCUCUCUAUGUAUGUAUAACCCUAGGACAGGCUCUUAGCAUAUAAGGAUUUGGUCUCGAAUGUGUAAACAUUUAUUGAAUUAAUAUUGGUUAUGUUCAGUUUGUUCGGCACACAAAACAUUCCUAAUACCUAUUUAAUACUAAGUGUGAAGGAUUUGCCAUCCUUAUCGUGAAUUCUGCUUUGAAGGCCGACCUUAACCGACCACGAAGCGAAGGGUAAUGAGUGAAGUUUAUCUAUAUUUAUGAUAAAAACUUCCUCUCAAAUUAUGUAUGACAAUAAUUAAUUUUAGAAAAGAUUUGCUUGAAAUAUUCCGCUUGGUGUUCAUUGCAUAAGAUUUUUAAUUAAAUAAUACAAUUUGUAGUUGUAAUCAUACAUUUUGUAUCAAUUUCUCUAUUUUGUUCGUAUACCCAGAGUUGCAACCUCCGCCAUUAUGUUCCUUUCAUACUCUCAAUUUUAUACGGUUUUCGGCGUUCUCAGUUUUAAAAUGACUUAAAAUUUUAUAACCUAGCCCGGCGGAGGCGGCAGGGUAUCUUGAAUGGCUUUUUGACUUGGUAACAUAUUACAAAAGGUAACUAGUCUGUAUGUCUGAUUCAUGACUUUUUCUAAGGCAGUGGUAACUAAUGUACCCACCAAUAACUGAACCUUAUUUCUAAGAUUCAGAAUCUUAAAACACCAACUGCUUUAGGGUUUAACUUGUACAGACCUGCAAUGAUUUCCUCUAGUACAGUCAACUGCUGAGAAACCUGAUCUUCUAUGGUGUUGGCUUGUAUAAACAGGGGUCAUGUUUUUUUGACGUUGACUGUACAACCAUGAUCCAAGCUGAUUCCUCAUUUAACAAGGUCACGGAAGUCAGACGGGAAUCGCUCUGUGUACCUGACUUACCCAACCUUGGAUUGUGGUCAGAGAGACCCCAGGCACCGGGACAAUCACCAAGAUGAUAUUAGCGCCGUGUCAGCUCACAAAAGUUGAUUAGCAAUGGUCAUGUUUGUUUGUGUGUUUGUAGCAUAGAAAUAGGAAUAAUGUAAGACGGUAGAAGUGGCAAGUAAUGGUAAAUGUGAAGUCGCAACUAAUAGUUGUGACACCAUUUGCAUCUCACUUUUGAGGAUUAUUUGACAGCUAUAAUUUCUUUUCUGUCUUUUUGUCUUAUAUUAUUCAGAUUUCUGUGGUUUUGUAGAUUAUUAAUAUUGUUUGUAGUAAUUUAUUGUAUUUUAGUUGUUUUGAGAAGUUUGGCAGCGGGUAGUGAGCACUGGUUUUUGAAGUCUCACUCUUGAAAUAUAAAUUAUGUUAUUUUUUUUAAUAUUUUGAAUAAGUUUUAUUAUGUAUUUUAAUACACCGUGAACGUUUAGGUGAUUUAUUCGUUUAUGUCAGCCUAACAUUUUAAAAAAGAUAAAAAUGACCUGUCGAAAAUGUUAUGAGCAGUGCAUAUUAUGUUGCAUAUAUAUUUUUACAGGGUCAUAUUAAUUUGUAGUAUAAAAAUAAUUUUAUGCCAGCAGCAUUUUAUGAAUUCUUCAAUGAGUUGAUGUUAGU